AUGGAGAACUUGGUGACUGGCUCCAACCUUCCUCCACUCUUUACAGAUGAGGAUGGGUCUAAGGAAGGUGGUGAAAUUAAUGUAACUGGACUAGCUAAUUCGGAGAGUUCGUUCAGUGGUGGAACUUCACAGCCUGUGAAUAACCCAGAUUUGGUGGAGGACUUGUCUCAGGCUCAGCAGCUGCAAAAUGAGUCCUCUAAUGCUGCUGAAACCACUGAGCAGAAGCCUGAGGAGGAGCAGCAAAGAACUAAACGAGGAGGCUGGGCCAAGGGGAGGAAGAGGAAGAAGCCCCUGAGGGACACCAAUGCCCCCAAGUCUCCCCUCACAGGGUACGUGAGGUUCAUGAACGAGCGCAGGGAGCAGCUGCGAGCGAAGAGGCCUGAAGUCCCUUUCCCAGAGAUCACCAGGAUGUUGGGCAAUGAGUGGAGUAAACUGCCUCCCGAGGAGAAACGGCGCUACCUGGAUGAGGCAGACAGAGACAAGGAGCGUUACAUGCGGGAGCUGGAGCAGUACCAGAAGACGUACAAAGUCUUACAGGACAGACAAAAAGGCAAAUCACACAGACAAGAUGGAGCAAGACAGCCAGCUCAUGAUCAUGAGAAAGAAGCAGAUACAAAGGAGAGAUCUGUCUUUGAUAUUCCAAUCUUCACAGAAGAGUUCCUGAAUCAUAGUAAAGCACGGGAAGCUGAGCUGCGGCAGCUGCGCAAAUCCAACAUGGAGUUUGAGGAGAGGAAUGCUGCCCUGCAGAAACACGUGGAGAGCAUGCGCACGGCCGUGGAGAAACUGGAGGUGGACGUGAUCCAGGAGCGCAGCCGCAACACGGUGCUGCAGCAGCACCUGGAGACCCUGCGCCAGGCACUCACCACCAGCUUUGCUGCAGUCCCUCUGCCAGGUAGUGGGGAAACACCCACCAUGGAAACUAUUGAUUCCUAUAUGAAUAGGCUGCACAGUAUUGUUCUGGCUAACCCACAGGAGAACGAGAACCUCAUCGCCACCGUGCGAGAUGUGGUGAACAGGCUGGAGCGCUAGUGACUGGGU
Acanthisitta chloris (rifleman) is the source of this 1038-nucleotide messenger RNA. It is a transcript of the gene HMG20A, whose product is annotated as high mobility group 20A. NCBI's taxonomy places the organism in Eukaryota, Metazoa, Chordata, Aves, Passeriformes, Acanthisittidae. The record is from RefSeq and is a predicted model, not a curated record. Gene Ontology annotation, biological process: regulation of gene expression. Gene Ontology annotation, cellular component: nucleus.